Messenger RNA from Lolium rigidum, 1754 nucleotides. RefSeq names its product putative B3 domain-containing protein Os08g0325100. Bases 88 to 1641 code for a protein of 517 amino acids. The transcript has 7 exons. Gene Ontology annotation, molecular function: DNA binding. The record is from RefSeq and is a predicted model, not a curated record. NCBI's taxonomy places the organism in Eukaryota, Viridiplantae, Streptophyta, Magnoliopsida, Poales, Poaceae.
GUCCCAUCUAGCACAGCUGACCGCGGAUAGCCGAAGGCAACGCGGAGGAGAACAAAAGUGACGGAUUAAGCAAGGCUUGAUAAAAGGAUGUGCACGCCUUGCCAAAGGUGUAAACUGUGGGAUGAGCACCUGUACAAGAAUUUGGAUGAUGAAAAGAAGUAUUUUUUGGUUCUUAUGAUGGGUGAUUUCCAAGAUGGGAUGAUAAUACCAGAAGAACUUGUGCGGCGUUUGAAAGGCAAAAUUCCAAGAAAGAUCAAGCUAAAUACCCAAAAUGAUCAGAGUCACAUUAUUGCUGUUGCCAAGAACCAAGAAAAGCUUGUCCUUACAGUGGGUUGGAGUCAAUUUGUCGAAAGCUAUGAUCUACAGAUGGGUGAUUCCUUAAUAUUUAAUUACAAUGGAGACUCUCAGUUUAAUGUCAUACUAUUUGAUAAACUUGGUCGAGAGAAGGCAUUAUCGGCUGUUAUGGAUCCUUUUAUGCCUCAGGUCCAAGAUAGGCGCAGCGACACACAUGAAACUGGGUCUGAUAAGAACAUGGAUGCGCCUUGUGAAAGAUGCAAAAGCUGGCUUGAAUAUCACUACAUGAACUUGGAUGAUGAAAAAAAGAAUUUUUUGAUGCUUAUGAUUGGUGAUUUUCAACAUGAGAUGAUCAUGCCAGAAGAAUUUGUUCAGCGUUUCAAAGGCAAGAUCCCAGGAGAAAUCAAACUUGAAACACAAAAUCGUUGUAGCUACAUAAUUGAAGUUGUCAGGAACCAAGAAAAGUUUGUCCUUACAGCGGGAUGGGGAAAAUUUGCUGAAACCUUCGGUCUAAAGAUAGGUGACACUAUAAUAUUCAGAUACAAUGGGAACUCUGAGUUCAGUGUCAUAAUCUUUGAUGAACUUGGCUAUGAGAAGGCAUUAUCAGCUGUUGUGGAUCCUUUUCUGCCCCCUGUGCAAGAAAGGCAUACAAGUGCUACUGAAACUGUAAAGAGUUCGGAUUUUCAUCCCCAGCUCACGGAAAUGCAGCCACUUACCACAGUGAAUAGGCUGCCAAUGGAGUCACAACGAACAGAAAGACAGAGGCGGCUCCGAAAGCACAAGUCAUGUCAAAACAACUGGACCACAAUGUAUUCAUACUCUUCUCAGGCAUCAGAAGAUUCUUUCUCCUCUGAAGAUGGCCAUGGACUAGAGUAUCUUCCUGGUUCCAAUUACACUGUCAGGAAGAAGAAGAUGAGUCUAUCUUCAAUUCAAAAGGAGCAUCUGAAGGAUGGUUACAUUACUACCCAUAGGACUAAACUAACUUCAGAUCAGAUGGAAGAGGUGAAGCGGAAGAUCCACUCUAUACACUCAGAGAUCCUCAUCUUUGUUGCUGUGAUGGGCAAGUCCAACCUUGAUUCAAAAUGCUUCCUGACUUUCCCCAGCACCUAUGCUGAGAAAUAUCUUCCAGAGGAGACACAGUUGUAUCUUCAGCUGCUUGACAAGGAAUGGGAAGUAUCCGUUACUCAUAAUAGUGCACGUAACGAGAAAAAACUCGGAAGCGGAUGGCAACAGUUUGUGAAGGACAACAAUCUGAAGAUGGGUGACAUCUGCCUUUUCGAACUGUUGAACAAUUCGAGCAGGUGCACCAUGGAAGUCUAUAUCAUCCGCGUAAACGAUGGCAAUUGAUCGAUAUGGCAUAGUGAUGUUGUUGCAGAAUUUCCGGAGAGCGGUGGAUUGGUAAUGCAUUUCGUUGGCUAGUGUAAUUCCUGUUGACGCUGGUAGUGCUUUUGUAUUGGCUA